This is a messenger RNA of Cricetulus griseus (Chinese hamster), 2099 nucleotides long. The record is from RefSeq and is a predicted model, not a curated record. Lineage: Eukaryota; Metazoa; Chordata; Mammalia; Rodentia; Cricetidae.
UGAAGCUGCAGCAGCUCGGCGAUCGUCGGUCGCCGGUCUGGCGUGCAGGUCUGGGCUGCUCUGCUCCGUGUCACCGCGCUUACGCUGAAGCCGACCCGACCCCGGCACCUCUUGCGGCCUACAGAUGCGCCCACAUCUCGCUGCCGCUGCUCCCCGGGAGGCUCGACGCGAGCGCUGUUUCCGACGGGGCAGCGCUCCUCCCGGGCGGGCUCACCGCGAGGCCCCUCCGCAGGCAGUCCUGGAGCCAUCUGUGUGUCAGGUGCCAGUGACCUUCAGAGAUGUGGCCAUGUACUUCUGCAGGGAAGAAUGGGAGUGCCUCAGCCCCAGCCAGAGAACCCUCUACCGGGAAGUGAUGCUAGAAAACUUUAGGAACUUCAUUGAACUGGGAUACUGUGGCCCUAGACCAGACCUUAUUUCUCAUCUGGAACAGUGGGAUGAACCAUGGGUUGAAGAUCAGGACAUACCUAAGUUUCUAGAAGCACGAAAAGGUGUCUGCUCAGGAGGCAGAAAGUCUGUAGAUCAGAAGAGACCUUGUGAUCUGGCUUCAGCUCAUGAGAGGGCCCAUCCUCGGAUGGGAGCCAAGAGAGGGGCUACCAUGAGGAAGAGUGUCCUGACAGCGGGUAAGGUGCACCUUCCUAGAGAUACCUCUGGGAAGAAAGUGGACAAACAGAAAGCUUUCCAGGACCAGCUGUGUGGGAAAUCCUACAGGAAGCAGCUAGGCCUCAAGGAACAGUGCAAGAGUGGUGCAGAGGGACAUCCCUUCAUCUGUGGCACAUGUGGGAAGGCACUGAGCUGCCACAGCCGCCUGGCUGCUCACCAGACAGUGCACACUGGAACCAGGUCCUUUGAGUGCUUUGAGUGUGGCCAGACAUUCCGCUGGGUUUCAAACCUUCUUCGCCACCAGAGGAAUCACACAAGUGAAAAGCCCUUCUGCUGUGAGGUAUGUGGACAGGCCUUCAGCUUGAAGGACCGCCUGGCACAGCAUCGCAAAAUCCACACUGAGCACCGUCCAUAUGUGUGCAGUGACUGUGGGAAGGCCUUUAAACAGAAGUCAAACCUCCUCCGCCACAAACUUGUUCAUACUGGAGAGAGGCCGUUCUACUGUGACAACUGUGGGAAGGCCUUUCGUACUAAAGAGAACCUCAGCCACCACCAGCGGAUUCACAGUGGAGAGAAGCCCUAUACCUGUGGCCAGUGUGGGAAGGCCUUCAGGUGGCCCAAGGGCUUCAGCAUCCACCAGAGGCUGCACUUGACAAAGAGAUUCUAUGAGUGUGAGCACUGUGGGAAGGGCUUCCGCCACCUGGGCUUUUUCACAAGGCAUCAGAGGACUCACGGGCGUGGAGAAGUAUAGAGGCGUCUGUGGGUAGCUGGGCCCUCCAUGUUCUGGGCCUUGGAAGAACUGCAACAGGUGCUCUCAAGCGUAGAAGCCAUGUGGUCCUCAAAUGAACGGUUUGUAGCUUCCCGAGUCUGCAGAAGUUUUGCCAGGAAGGGCAAAUUAACACAGGGAAGGGGAUCUGAAGUAUGCAGGCAGAGUGGGCAACAGCUGUCCUUAGUGCCACUUGUGUGCACUUUAACUUCUUUCUCUUCUAGCUCUUUCACCAUGUCUUCUUUUUGUAGGAGGGAGGUUUGAGGCUUGAGCAGCAGUAAAGCUUACUCUUGGAACUGACAAGAUGGCCCAGUGCAGUAGGCAAAGGCACUUGCUGCAAAGCCUGAGAACCCAAGUUUGGUUCCCAGGGACCCACAUAGUCGGAGGAGAGAACCAAAUGCCGUAAGUUGUUCUCUGACUUUCUGAAGCACAUGUGUGCAUACAGACACACGAUAAAUAAAUAAAUGAAAAUAAAAAACCUCUUCAACCCCAACAGGUGGCCAUAGAAACCAAUACCCUUUUUAAAGGGCUACCUAGUAGACUCAUACUGGGGUACCUAGUGUUUGGGCAUGUGUGAAAGCAGCAACAAACUGUACAAGACCACAUGGGUGGCAGAAGUUUGUUAAAGCGUCCUCAGCACUGUUUCUGCAGCAGCUUAUUCAGCUAGAGAUACUGGAUCUUUGGUUGUAUUUAUUUGGUUUCAUUAAAGUGUAACCGGAAGGUUAUUUCCCAA